Messenger RNA from Phyllostomus hastatus (greater spear-nosed bat), 2249 nucleotides. It is a transcript of the gene YY2, whose product is annotated as YY2 transcription factor. Gene Ontology annotation, molecular function: DNA-binding transcription factor activity, RNA polymerase II-specific; RNA polymerase II cis-regulatory region sequence-specific DNA binding. Gene Ontology annotation, cellular component: PcG protein complex; transcription regulator complex. NCBI's taxonomy places the organism in Eukaryota, Metazoa, Chordata, Mammalia, Chiroptera, Phyllostomidae. Gene Ontology annotation, biological process: regulation of transcription by RNA polymerase II. The transcript has a single exon. The record is from RefSeq and is a predicted model, not a curated record. The coding region runs from base 264 to 1781 and encodes 505 amino acids.
GGGUGGCGCUCAAAACUUGAAGGGGCUGUCCGUGGGUAUGAGCUUGGAUAUGCGCAUGCGUUGGGUACCAGGAUGCCCAGAAUCCCCCGCGUCUAACGCCUCAAUUACUUACGCGCGCGCGGUUCUCUGGCAUUCGCGCCAAUCUUCAGAGCUCGAGCUUUCUUCUGGAGCUUGCGCUCAUAUCCUCAGCUUUUCUUUUCCGCAACCUUGCGAUUGAUUCUACGCGCUGCCCAGUAGCAAAAUCCUCUUCCGAGCCUUCAGCCAUGGCCUCAAACAACAUUAUCUACAUCGCCACAGAAAACUCGGAGGUGCCUACUGAGUUUGUGGAACUGCGCGGGGUCCACCUGGAGACCGUCCCUCUGGAAUCUGUCCCUGUGGGGACUGUUCCUAUGGAGGAUAUCCCGGUGGAGGAUAUCCCGGUGGAGACUUUCGCUAUGGGGACUGUUCCUGUGGAGGAUAUCCCGGUGGAGACUUUCGCUAUGGGGACUGUUCCUGUGGAGGAUAUCCCGGUGGAGACUUUCGCUAUGGGGACUGUUCCUGUGGAGGAUAUCCCGGUGGAGACUUUCGCUGUAGGGACUGUUCCUAUGGAGGAUAUUCCUUUGGAGACUUACGCUAUGGGGACUGUUCCUGUGGAGGAUAUCCCACUGCAGACCACCCCCAUGGAGCCGGUGUCGAUGGAAACCCUUGCAUAUGAGGAUAUUGCUGGCAGUUGGGUGCAGGGUGUCGACCACAGUUCGUCUCUGAUUGCGCUGCACCCGCUCUUUAUUAGCCAGAACCAAGGGGACCACAAUGAAGAAAUGGUGAUGGUACAAACCCAGGAGGAAGUGGUGGGCUACUGCGAGUCAGGCAGCCUGCCCGGUCACAACUUCCAGGAGCAGCAAAUGGUCGCCUCGAGGGAGGAAGACAUCUACUUCCAGCAGGUCCUGGCUUCCCUGGAAGCCUCCGCGUCAUCAUCGACCCAGAGCCACACUAAGAAGCGCAACCGCAGCAAAAAGCCCAGCAUCGGUAAGCAGAGCUCCUCCAGCAGCACAGCCGCGGCAGGGACAGCAGCGGCAGCCGGGAUGGCUGCGAGGACCGCGGCUGGGGCGGCGGCUGCGGCUGGGGCUGGGGCUGCGACUGGGACAGUGGCAGGGUCAGGGACCACGGCGGCGGCGGCGGAGGGCUGCAGGAAGUGGGAGCAGAAGGAGGUAUUUAUCAGAACCCUGGAGGGCGAGUUUUCUGUCACCAUGUGGUCCCCACACAAUGAAGGAGAACAGGAAACUGAAGGACCAGUUGUGGAGAACUCACCACCUGAUUAUUCGGAGUACCUGACGGGAAAGAAACUUCCUCCUGAAGGAAUACCUGGCAUGGACCUGUCAGAUCCCAGACAGCUGGCAGAAUUUACUAAAACGAGGCCAAAAAAACCCAAAGACGAUGUUCCGAGAACAGUAGCUUGCCUUUAUACAGGCUGCGGAAAGAUGUUCAAAGAUAUCGCAUCUAUGAGAAAGCAUGUGAACACCCACGGUCCAAAAGCCCACAUAUGUACAGAAUGUGGCAAAGGUUUUGUUGAGAGUUCAAAACUGAAACGGCAUCACCUGGUGCAUUCUGGAGAGAAGCCCUUUCAGUGCACAUUUGAAGGCUGCGGAAAACGCUUUUCCCUGGAUUUCAAUUUGCGUACACAUGUACGAAUCCAUACCGGCGACAAGCCUUAUGUGUGCCCCUUUGAAGGUUGUGAUAGGAAGUUUGCUCAGUCAACUAACCUGAAAUCUCAUAUCUUCACGCAUGCUAAGAACAAAGAUUAGUCAGUAAAAAGGAGAGAAAACCCUUUUAUGAUUCCUAAGGGUCAUGUUUUGAUAAAUCAGUAAAAAAAAAUUUUAAAGGUUCUUUAAAAGGUUAAAAAUACAUAAGAUUACAUUGUUAAAAUGUUAUGUUUUGAUAGAGUAGUAAAAAAGGUGAAAAAAGGUUUAAAAUGUAUAUAUGAGUACAUUGUUAAGAUGCUUUAUCUUGUUCUGUAAUAAUUAUUUGAAAAAUAUGGUUUUUUGGUAAAGUUUGAUCCUAACAGGAGGAUAAUUCAUGAACCUCACAUCAAAAGACUUUUUAAUGCGACUAACUGUACUAAAAAUGGGACUUUGCAGAUUCAAUUUCACCUGUUCAUACAUGUUUAAAGUUCUGUGUUUUCCAAAUAGUUAUGUUUAUACUUUUAGAAUUAUGUUUAAUAAUUAAUUAUAUGGGGGGGUUUGGAGGUUGAUAACUUUGCUUGCUGUAGAUUU